Messenger RNA from Plasmodium reichenowi, 5448 nucleotides. RefSeq lists its product as hypothetical. Gene Ontology annotation, biological process: protein localization to plasma membrane; positive regulation of protein targeting to membrane; intracellular protein transmembrane transport. Bases 1 to 5448 code for a protein of 1815 amino acids. The transcript is spliced from 16 exons. Lineage: Eukaryota; Apicomplexa; Aconoidasida; Haemosporida; Plasmodiidae. The record is from RefSeq and is a predicted model, not a curated record. Gene Ontology annotation, cellular component: plasma membrane. Gene Ontology annotation, molecular function: calcium-dependent phospholipid binding; calcium ion binding.
AUGCCUUGCAUUCUUAAAGUGAGAAUAUCUGGUAUAAGAGACUUUAAUACCUUUGAAAAAUCAGAAUUAGAUUCAUUUAAAUAUAUUGAAGUUACCUUAGGAGAAACAAAGCAAAGAACAAAAUUUAAUAUCAAUAGAAGUACGAAUAAUUUAAAUUUGUCCUUUCGAUUGGAAAUUGCCGAUGAUUCGGAGCUACAAACAAACCCACUUAAAAUAAUAAUAGAUGAUGCAGAAAAUAUAAAUAAUGGUUACAUACAAAUAGAUUUAAGUUUUUUUUAUUUUCAUGAUAAUUUAAAACUAGAAGGAUGGUUUCCAUUAUAUGAUUCGCUAGCUGGACUUAAAGGCGAAUUGUAUUGUAUAAUAAAAUGGGAAUUCUUCGAGGAAAAAAAUCCGUACAAUGAGAACAGUUCUGACGUUUUAUUGCUAGGUACUACGUUCUUCCCAAAUAAUUCCCCUUAUUACAUUGAACAAAUAAUAGACUUUGCAAAUGAACUUAAAAUUGUAAACGACCCCGAAUAUGAUUGGAAGGACUUAAUUCGAUCAAACAGAAACUCUAAUGAGGCAAGGUGUGACGUUAUACAAAAUUCGUUUAUGCAAACUAGAAAGCUCAUAGGAAAAAAGGCUAAACUCCUGGGGGGAAAUGCAAUAUUAGGUUAUCAAGAACACUUGAAUUUAGAAGGGAGCACAACAAAUAAAAUAUGUAUUCGUAUCACAGGAACUGUUGUCAAAUUAGGAAUAAAGAAUUUGAAUGAAAUGAAUAAUAUCAAUAUUAAUCAGAAUAGUACCAUAAAAAAUAUUUUAAGAAAUAAUGAAUUUUUUUUCGAGAAUAGUAUGGAGAGAAAUAAAGAUAUGAAAUAUAAUAAAAGGGAAAGUUUACAACCAAAUGCAUCGUAUAAUUUCGUUGAUGUAAUGUUGCUCACAUUGGAUUCGUUACCAGAUAAUAUAAAAUAUACUUAUGGUGGACUGGUUGCAUCAAAGGCUGUUAAAAUUUUACAUCCAAGGCUCACAGAAGAACAAAGAGAUGAGUGGUUAUUAGAAAUAAGGGACGAGCUCAAAUCGAACGCUAAAUUUUUGUCCUGUAACGUUGUUCUAGGUUACAAAGAAGACACGUACAUAUUUAGCGAUGUAAUAGUUUUAUUUUGUUAUGGAACAGCAAUAAAUAUAUUACCCUCCUUUUUUUACGAUGAAAGAAUUAUAUCUUUCAUAAAUAAAGAUGUACCUAAGUCAAAUAUGUUUAAAAGCAAUUCAAAUAAUUCUCAUAAGAAUGUAAAUUGUAUUUAUUUACACUCUGCCUCGGAUGAAAAUGAAAAUAACAAAGUUCCAUGCAGGGUGUGUAAGGAAUCCUUUGUUCCUAAAAUUUACAUAUCUUCGGCUGUUAUACCGCAAGAUUUGCCCUUAAUAGGAAACGGGUUUUUAAUAUCCGCGUUUGUUAUUUAUCCUUUGAAGAAACACUACGGGGAAUACUUGGCCUCAGAAAUAAGUGAAAUAUUACCCUUUCUGGAAUUAAAUUUACACAAACAAAUAAUCUGCAAGUUACUAGUAAACGGAUUUAACAGUAUUUUUGACUAUAAUUUAAAGUUAUGUUUUAAUCAGAAUUAUUUGUUUGGUUAUUGUUAUGGUACGGGAAUGUGCACUUACGGAAUAUAUUCUGAUAAUAAAUUUUUAAUUAAGUCUAAUUAUAAAGAUAAUUUUUAUAUAAGAAACAAAUGUAUUGGUGCUCUUGAAUUAAAAGGUAUAUAUGACAAUAUUAACUAUCGAUCCUUUUUUUGUAAAAACAAAAGUUUAAUUUCACCUGUGUAUCUAAGGGGAGAUAUAAUUUAUAACAACGACCUAAGUAAGGAAAAAAAUAAUAAACAAUCAUAUUAUAAUAUGAACAAUAAAAGGAGUAAAGAGAAUUCGGAGUUUUAUAAUUCUGAAAUAAAUGCAAUAAAUGAUAUUAUGAACAGUUAUGAAAAUGAAGGAGGGAAAAAAAAAGUUCAAAGGCAAAAAAAAUAUCAUCAGGAAAAUGAUGAAAAUGGUGCAUAUAAAGGAAAUAAUGGAAAGUAUGAAGAAGAUGAUAACCGUGAACAACUAGAAAAAAAUGAUGGAGAAAAAAAUGAUGGAGAAAAAAGUGAUGGAGAAAAAAAUGAUGAAGGAGGAAAAAAAGGUGAAGGAGAAAAAAAAGAUGAACAAGAAGAAGAACAAAUCCAACUUGAUGAAGAUGAGCAUAAUGAUAGGGGAUCGAACAAAAAUCCUUCCAGGGAGACAUAUAACAAAAUUAUAAAUAAUAAUUACUUUAGACUAAAAGAAAUUUAUAUGAAAGAAGAAAGUGAUUUAUUAAAUGAAAAUAAUGAUAAAAAUAAACAUGGAGAUUUUUAUAACAUAAAAAGUGACGAUCUUAAUAAUUCAAAUAUUGGAGUACGACAAAGAAAAAGGAAAAAAAAAAAAAAAGAAAAAAUUAAAGCAAAAAGAAGAAAAAAUAAAGGAUAUGUAUACGAAGUAGAAGAUCAUCUAGAUAAUAUUACAUUAUUUAAUAUAUAUGAAGAUAAUAUUGCUUUAUAUAAUUAUGUAUUUAAUUUAGAUGUUAAAAAUUUCCUUUACAAAAAGGGAUUAUUAGACAAUUCUUACAAAAUAGGAAAAAACAAUCAACUUGAAAAUAAAAAUAAUAAUAAUAAUAAUAAUAUUAUUAUGAAUAAUUUGAAUGCACCAUGUCUAAUUAAUUCGGUAUCAUCUGAAAGAAUUAUGAACACGGAGUACCAGCAUGGUACUCAAAAAUGUGUAAAUAAUAUUAAAAAUGAUAUUAACGAAAAAAGGUAUAAUGAUCAUGAUGAUCAUAUUGUUAAUGUUCAACAAGAAAAUCAUAUCUCACAUGUAUUUAAUAAGAAGCUAUUUGAAAAACAUAUAUACAAUGGAUCUCAUCCAAAUGAAAAAAGGCAUUCACUCCAAAAUGAUUUACAAGAAUCUAAUGAUAAAAUUGUCAAAAGCUCAAGCAAUAAUGAUUAUUCAUUUGAGAGUACAAUAAGAAAUGAAAUAGAUAAAUUAGAUAAUGAUGAUGAUAAUAAUAAUACAAAUAAAUGGAAUGAAAUAAAGAAGAGAAAAAAAAAAUCCAAAAGAGAAAAAAAUAAAAUAAUAGAUAAUUCAUUUCAAAAUCAAGAAGCAGAAGAUGACAAGAACAAUAAUAAUAAUGACAAUAAUAAUGAAAAUAAUAAGGAUAAUAAUAAUGACAAUAAUAAUGACAAUAAUAAUGACAAUAAUAAUGACAUUAAUAAUGACAAUAAUAAUGACAAUAAUAAUGACAUUAAUAAUGACAUUAAUAAUGACAAUAAUAAUGACAAUAAUAAUGACAAUAAUAAUUACAAUAAUAAUAACAUUCACAAUAAUCACAAUAAUAAUAACAUUCAUAAUAAUAACUACAAUUACUAUAAUAAUGAUAAUAUAAAUUUAUAUAACGAGAUGACAAAAAAAAAAUGUAUGCUUGAUAAUAAUUAUACAAAAUAUUUCUUUUAUAUAUUUACUCUAGAUAUGUUACCAAGCAUAAAAUUUGAAACAUUCUAUGAGAAAAAUAACGAUCACAAAAAUUUCCAUGAAAAUUAUAAAUUUUAUUACAACACCGAUGAUGAUACAGAUAUAAAUGGAAUAAAAAGAAAAAACGUCAAAAAUAAAAAAAAAAAUGGAAACAUUUUGAUUAAAAAUUAUAUUAAUCAUAAUGAAUACAAUUAUUUAGAAUAUAAUGAAAAUAAGAAUUAUGAAAUAAAUAAAAAGGAGAAGUUACUUACUGAAAAUAAUGAAUAUGAUAUGUAUAUAAAAGAUAAUAUACAUUAUAAUGAUUAUAGUGAUGGUGAUGGAAAGCAAACAAAAAAAGCGUCCUCUUUUUUAUAUAAUAAUAAGUAUAAAAAAGAAAAUAAUAAAACACAGAUUAUAAGUUAUAUAGAUCAUGUGGAUAAUGAGAAUGGUGUGAAGGGCUUGAAAAAGCAAAACUUAUUUUAUAAUAACAGCGAUCAAUUAUAUAACUUUGAUGUGAAAGAUAAUGAUAUGAUAAAGUAUGAGAAAAGACAAUCAAACAAUUUUGUUGAAGAACAAUUUAUUAAUGGGAAUAGGAAAAUUGAAAACGAAGAUAAGCAUUUAAAGAAACAUUAUGAUGAGAAUGAUAUAAAGAAAAAAAAAAGGAAAAAAGAAAAAGAAGAAAAACAACAAAAAAGUAAAAGUAAAAAUACAUAUUUAAAUAAUUUAUCCAGAAGUUAUAUUUAUUUAAUUAAAAGAAUAAAUUUAUUUUCUGAAAAUAAUAAUGAAGUAGAUAUAAUUUAUGAAAAGAUAAAUAAAGCAUUUAUAGAUUUAUAUAAUAUUUUUAUAUUCUAUAUAUUUAUUCAUAAUUUAUUCCCAUGUUGUAUAUGUAGUAUAAGAUUACAUUUUUCAUUCAUAUCUUUUGAUAUAUUAGAAAUUAUGUUAACAGGACAUUUAAUAAAAGUUAAAAAUAAUAAUGCUAUUAAUUUAGAAUUACAAAAUAUGAAUAAGUCAGUACAAGAAAAUUUAUUAAAACAUUUUUUUAAACAUUUAGAAAAUUAUUAUAUAGAAAAAUCAGAGCUAUUCAAUUAUACAAAUAUGUUUUCAAAUCAUAUAGAUAAAAUCAUUUUAAAAAGAAAAACGAAAAGCGAUAUUUCUCAAUUUGGUUAUGUGACUAAACGAAGAACAAGUAUGAUGAAAAGUCAAAGAAAUAUAUGGACUUUUCUUUUUACAAAAAUUUUCCAUUCUCCACUUUUUAAUUUUACUUCCAAAAUAAAAAAUUUAUUUUUUAAAAAAAACAAAAACAAAAACAAAAACAACCAAAUCAAAAAUAAAAACAAAAACAAAAACAAAAACAAAAAAACACAAACACAAAUACAAAAAGAAAUAGAGAAAGAAAAAGAAAAAGAAAAAGAAAAAUACAAACAAAAAAAAAAUAAUAACAAUAAUAAUAAUAUUAAAAGUCCUAUCCAUAAAAAUAUCGAUUCCAAAGAAAUAGAAAAACAAAAUAAAAAAAAAAAUAAAUUACAAUUAUUACUUAAAAAACAUGAUAAAAAAAAUGUGCAUCCAUCACAAAUUAAUAAUAAUAUUAAUGAUAGUAUAUUCUUAUUUGAUCAAUUAAAAAAUUAUAUUAUUUUAGAAAAUCGUAAAAUCUUUUUUGAAAAUCAUAUGGAAAAUGAAUUUUCUUCAAUAAUUAUUACACCUUUAAAUGUAUUACCUCAUGUUAUUAUUAAAAAAUAUUUUGGUGUUAUUUCAUUACAUAUAGUUAAAGAAAAUAUCAACUUGAAAAAGUUCGAUUUUUUUUAUCAAAGUCUUAUAUCAGAUAUAUUAUUUAUAGCAAAAUCUCAUAUCAAAAAUAUUGGAGCUAAUUUAAUUUCCUCAUUUAAAAUAACCAACUUGUUUUUAAGGGAAGAAAAAUCACAUGGCUAUGCCCUCAUAAGUAUAUGCGGGGACGUCGCCAAGUUUUGA